This is a messenger RNA of Papaver somniferum (opium poppy), 1299 nucleotides long. Its product is annotated as protein MAIN-LIKE 1-like. Gene Ontology annotation, biological process: meristem maintenance; meristem development. The coding region runs from base 1 to 1299 and encodes 432 amino acids. The record is from RefSeq and is a predicted model, not a curated record. The transcript has 3 exons. NCBI's taxonomy places the organism in Eukaryota, Viridiplantae, Streptophyta, Magnoliopsida, Ranunculales, Papaveraceae.
AUGCAUAUUCCUAAAGGCAAAGAUUUGUUGUUGCCACCGAAGAAGAAUAAAAGACCUUGGGGAGAGGCCCCAGAUAAGUCUUCAAUCUUAUUUGGUUAUGCCGGUUCCUGGUACGCAAAAGUCUGUCAGACAAGGGACCACACAAGAUGCAUUAAAUUGCUCAAGCAUCAAAGGAGUAAACAUUGGCCAUUAAGUCAAGAAUGUGCUUCGGUUCGCAAUCUAGUGACUAGUACAGGGCUAGGGACUGGAAUUCUUCACCUUCAAUCGGAGUAUGAUAGUGUUGUGGUCUCUGCCUUCAGGGAACGAUAUUGGCUUGAAACCGAUAUGUUUUAUCUUCCAUUUGGAGAGAUGACAAUAACACCGGACGAUAUGAAGCAAAUUACUAACCUUGAAGUUGAAGGACAAUCUGUAUUUGAAGGUUUCGACAACAACAUGUCUUGGAGUGACCUUUAUAUCCUUGUUCAAGAAACACUUGGGUGGGAGAAAGAUGAAACUGAGAUGGAUUUUCAGUUGGCUGGUGGUUAUGACCCUGCUGAACCACAUAAACCAAAAAUCAUCAAAAAGCUAUUGUUGAAGAAUUUGAGGACCAAGUUUGAAGGAACAGCAGCAAAGGAAAGGGCAGGUCAGGUGAUGGAUGAAACAACAGUUAGGCGUACAGCCACAACGUAUUUGUUGUAUUCUCUUGGGACCGUAUUCUUUCCCGAUAACUCGGGAAAUAGGGUGAAUGUUCAUUACCUACAAUUGUUGAAGAAUUUGGACAACAUCAAAAACUAUUUGUGGGCCACUGCAACCCUUGCAUAUUUACUUGACAGUCUAAGAAAGGCCUCUAGGUUUGGAGCUACUGAAAUUGCCGGGAAUGUUGCGCUUCUAAUGGCAUGGGUUUAUGACCACUUUCCGAGCCUGAGACCUCCUACUGAGUGGGAAGAACAUGAUUAUGUCCCUACGGGAAAGAAGUUCAAGUUCACUGGCAGACAACUAAGGAACAAAGAGGAGAAGCUCAUUCAAAUGAGGGAGAAAAUAGAUGCUUUCACUGUUGAAUAUGUUAUCUUUGACCCUUAUUUGAGGAUUGAAAAUGGAGUUGAUGUUCGUAGGUUCACAGAGACCGCAAGUUACAAUGGACCAUUGUAUCAUCCCACAGGUUACGUUAUGACCAAUCCUCGUCGAACUCUACGCCAAAUUGCUCAUAUUCAACAAAGGGUUGUAAAGGAAAACUUCAAAUUAUCCAAGGAAGGAUCCGAGACAAAAGGCCCCACCAUUGUGCUCAACUACAGGCCAACUCCAACAGAACAACCGCCAUGA